AUGGUAUCUUUGGCUUACAUUGCCCAACAAUAUACACUAUAUGUUGGUUCUAUUCUUUUUGUAAUGGGUGUUUUUGGCAAUUUCAUGGUUAUAUUAAUAUUUUCAAUGGAUCGUCAAUAUCGUAUAACACCAUGCACAUUCUAUUUUCUCGUUGCUUCUGUACAUGACAUGCUUCUUAUUGUUAUUGUUCUUGGAUUACGUUUAUUGACUGUUGGUUUCGGUAUCGAUUUGACUCGAAUGUCAGUCGUAUGGUGUAAGGCUCGAUACUACUUUUUCUCUACUUGGGCGGGCAUAUUGUUAACUUGUCAAUGCUUAGCAACACUCGAUCAAUUUCUUAUCACAUCAAGAAAUGCUCGUCUUCGUCGUUUAAGUAGUAUAAAAGGUGCUUAUCGAGCUGUUGUAGUAACACUUAUUGUCUGGUGGCUACAUGGCAUACCAUGGUUGAUCUAUCAAGACAUAUCACCCAUCAGUGGCGCAUGUGUAUAUGUCAAUCCGAUUUUUCUUCGUUAUGUUAUCUUUUUUGGUUUGAUUAGUCUCUUCAUGCUACCAACAGCGUUCUUGACCGUAUUCGGGUUUCUAGCCUAUAGGAAUAUAUCUCAAACGGCGGCACUAAGUGAGCAAAAUGCACAUCGUCAAAUGACGAUUAUGGUCUGUGUAAAAAUCUUUCCAGUGGUUUUGAGUGGAAUAUUUAAUGGUGGCUGGAAUAUCUACACACUUGCUACAUAUGAAAUGGUGAAGAGUCCUGAUCUAUUAUCUAAAGAACAUUUAUUUCAAUCAAUGAUUGCUCUUCUAGCAUAUUUGGGAAGUUCCGUAAGUGUUUGA
Messenger RNA from Rotaria sp. Silwood2, 822 nucleotides. Lineage: Eukaryota; Metazoa; Rotifera; Eurotatoria; Philodinida; Philodinidae. The record is from the annotation of a GenBank genome assembly.